AUGGCCGCUUCCAACAACUGCUCAAUCCUCUUGUUGAUGAUAGCAUUAUUGGCCAUAUCAAGCAUCACUACAAGUCAUGCUGCUCGUAGCCUACUGCAAUUUCCUAACUUGCCUACAAUCCCUUCACUGCCUCAACCGACAAUGCCAAAAUUGCCCACUAUUCCAAACUUGCCAACAACAGUCACAUUGCCACCAUUGCCAACACUUCCAACAGCUAAUACACCUUUACCUUCUUUCCCUACAUUGCCCUCUGUGCCUAAGAUGACUCUACCACCAAUGCCUGCCAGCAUUCCUCUGCCCAACAUGCCAUCCCUUCCAAAUAUUCCAACAAUUCCAAAUAUUAUUCCUACAAAUUCACCUCCUCCAUCCAACUAA
Molecule: messenger RNA, 375 nt
Organism: Solanum tuberosum (potato)
Lineage: Eukaryota; Viridiplantae; Streptophyta; Magnoliopsida; Solanales; Solanaceae
Product: ESX-1 secretion-associated protein EspE-like
Exons: 1
Coding region: 1-375 (124 amino acids)
Source: RefSeq, a predicted model, not a curated record